Molecule: messenger RNA, 1246 nt
Organism: Thecamonas trahens ATCC 50062
Lineage: Eukaryota; Apusomonadida; Apusomonadidae
Product: uncoupling protein 4
Exons: 1
Coding region: 87-1031 (314 amino acids)
Biological process (GO): transmembrane transport; response to cold
Source: RefSeq, a predicted model, not a curated record
CCCUUCCCGCGCCAGUUCCACGGCCGACCACUCCCUCUCCUUCCACCAACUGUGGCUUUCUCGUAUUGUUGAGCUCCGUUCCUAUCAUGGCGACUCCGCCGCCGAACAGCAUGGCCGAGCUCGAGGUUGUUCCGCCGCUGCUGGUGGACGCCCUUGACGAGACGCCGGCUCAGCCUGUGGCACUCUGGCGACGCUUUGUCGCGUCGGCCGUCUCGGCCUCGGUCUGCGAGGCCACUCUCUUUCCCUUUGACUUUCUCAAGACUCGCCUGCAAGUUCAGACUGCAAAGCGCGGCUCGCGAUCGCACGUCUCGGUCUUUCGCCUGCUGCGGACUCUGCCGUCGCUCUCGGCCGCAUACACGGGCGUCGUCCCAGCCGUCUGCCGCCACAUCCCCUACUCGUCGCUCAGACUCGUCUCCUACGAGAUCCUCCGUGACGGCCUCGGCCUCGCCCCAGGCACCACUCCGCUGCUGGGCCUCUGCCUCCUCGGUGGCCUCUCGGGGGCGAUGGGCCAGGCACUCGCCUCGCCCUUUGACCGCCUCAAGGUCGCCGCGCAGAUCGAAGCCCACGCCGCCGGCCACCUCAAGAUGGGCAUGAUUGAGCGCGUCGCCGCCAUCGUCAAGUCCGAGGGCAUGCUCGGCCUGUGGCGUGGCGUCGGGCCGAACGUCACCCGCGCCUUCCUCACCAACUUUGGCGACAUUGCCGUCUACGACACCACCAAACACUGGAUCCAGACCACCUUUGACAUGCCCGACUCGCCGCUGCUACACGCCAGCUCGGCGCUAGUCUCCGGCUUUUCCUCGACCGUCUGCUCCUGCCCAGCUGAUGUGGUCAAGUCGCGGGUCAUGGCUCUCUCCAUUGGCGAUGCCCACGUCUCGGGCUUCCGCGUCGCUGUUGACAUUGUCCGCUCCGAGGGCAUCUCUGGGCUCUACCGUGGCUUCUUUCCAUGCUGGCUUCGCCUCGCGCCCUUUGGUCUCAUUUUUUACGUCACCUAUGAAAAGAUGCGCGUUCUUGUCGGCCUAGAUCCGUUCUAGUGCUGCCGCCGCUGUCGCCGCCGCCCGAGAAACACCGCUACGCUGACCACAACCGCCGACACCGCCAGCGUCGCCACUAUGACGGACAGAUGCGUUCUGGUGAACAAGACUCCAGAGGGGGGCACAUCGUCGUCCACUUCGGCCACCUCGCUUGCGCUCGUGCUGGCGCUCGUGCUCGCGCUCGUGCUGGCGCUCGUGUUCGCGCUCGUGCUCGC